GUUAGCUUCUUACUAAAACUAAUUACAAUCACAUAUAAAGCAAUAAUGGCUGUGAUUGUCUCUAACAAAAAAGCAGCCAUGUCCCGUAAUUUGGUUCUCUUGUUCUGCCUUCUUCUCAUCAUCUCCUUUGCUGAGGGAAAACAACUAGGCAGCAUUGGGUUUGGGGGCCUCAAAGCAGCUCCAAGAGCCCCAAGAUGCCAAAAGGUAUAUGGGGCAAAACUUGGGGAUACUUGCGAUGGAAUCAUUCAGAAGUUCAAACUGAAUGCUUCUCACUUCUCUGAAAUCAACCCUAACCUCAACCGUGACAGUAUCUUUGUGGGUCAAUGGCUUUGCAUUGUUGGCACUGCAAAAUAAACUGCAGACUGAAGGAGGAAAGUUUGAGUUGAAGCACAGAAUAUAAAUGCAUGAAUA
This is a messenger RNA of Pyrus x bretschneideri (Chinese white pear), 411 nucleotides long. RefSeq lists its product as uncharacterized. Bases 46 to 354 code for a protein of 102 amino acids. NCBI's taxonomy places the organism in Eukaryota, Viridiplantae, Streptophyta, Magnoliopsida, Rosales, Rosaceae. The record is from RefSeq and is a predicted model, not a curated record. The transcript has 2 exons.